Molecule: messenger RNA, 4653 nt
Organism: Funneliformis mosseae
Lineage: Eukaryota; Fungi; Glomeromycota; Glomeromycetes; Glomerales; Glomeraceae
Source: the annotation of a GenBank genome assembly
AUGACUAAAAGGAAAGAAAGUCAAACUAAAUUAAUCAAUGUAUUACGACUUGAACUAGAUGCCGAUGGAUCACUUAGCAAAGAAAAACAAUAUAUAAGACUUCCACCACCUGUUAGUCCUUAUAUAUUACGAUUUAACGUUCGUGCCGGUUCGAUAGCUUCUCACAGGGGAAUCCUUUACAUUAACUAUCCAAUCGAUGGGUUUCCGAUUGAAUUCACGAGACCUCUCAAUAUCGACAUAGUCAUUCAAAGAUCAGGUGCAUAUGAAUUCUACGUGGAAUAUAAAGAAUUAAAUUCAAAGUUGACGAAAUCAUCUGAAAAAAGUUAUUUUACGGUUGAUCCGCUUUUACAUAUCAUUCCACGACAUCGAAUACUCUCAUCCGAGCCAAUUUCUUCGGAGCCAGCAGUUGCACUUCCACUCGAUGGGAUAGUUAUUCAAUCAGUUCUACCUAAACUCCUAGGAAAACUUUCUGAAUGGGAUCCUCACAUUAAAGCUAUAUCCGAUCUCGGAUAUAAUAUGAUUCAUUUUGUACCAAUGCAAAUGCGUGGUUUGUCUAAUUCACCUUACUCCAUAUUUGAUCAAUUAUCAUUUUCGAAUGAUUUAUUCGAACCUGAAGAUCUUUUGAAGGAUCCCAAUGAAAGAAUUGAAAUUGUUCAAAACACAAUAAAGAAAAUUGAGCAAGAAUAUGGUAUUCUCAGUGUGACUGAUAUUGUUUGGAAUCAUACUGCUUGUAAUAGUAGCUGGCUUGAAGAACAUCCCGAAGCUGAUUUGGAUUUAAUUGUCGACGGUAUUAAAGAACACGUGAUUAAUAAACUUCGCUUGUGGGAAUACUAUGUCAUAGAUGUUAAAGAAGCUGUAAAUGAGUUUAAGGAAGCAUUAAACAAACCGUGGCCAUCUUUUAGAGAAGACAUUGAUCUUGCUGCCCUAUCUCUUAAAGAGCAAGCAAAAUUGUUAAAUGAUAAGGCUCUUUAUUACAAAGGAACCUUUGGUCAUAGAUUUUAUAAAAAAUUAAACUGCGAGAGUUCAAUUGCAUUUGUUCUCAGUUUGAUUAAAUCCGAGAAAAAUCAUAAAUGUGUCGAUGGUAUUAUAGUGGAUGAUAACCCAACCAAAACUUAUAAUCUAGUUUCAAAGAAAUUGUCAGAUGAUGAUGUCAAGAAGAUAGAUAGAUUUGUAAAUUCGGUUGAUGACAAGUCGAAAAAAAAGAAUUCAAAUGAAGUAUCGAUUGUCAACGUCACAGAAAAACAGAAUUCAAGUGAAGGAUCGGAUGUAAACGUUAAAGAAAAACAGGACAAAUUAGAACUUAUUGAACAAAUGGUUAAAAAAUUCGAGGGGCUUGUUAAUGAAAUUAAUUUGCCUUUUUACAUUUUGUAUGAUGAUGAUGCCACUACUAUUCUUGAUAAUUUAUGGAAUAGGAUAAAGUACUUGCGACUUGAUCCUAAUGGUCCUAGGCAUGGGGAAAUUCAUAAAAGGUAUACUCUCGCUGAACAUUAUUUUACACAAAUUCCGUUGAAUGAGCGUACAAAGAAACAUCCAAAGGGUGCAUUAGUUGUUGCAAAUAAUGGUUGGAUUUGGAACGCAAAUCCAUUACAAGAUUUUGCAAGUAGUGAAUCAUCUGCUUAUUUAAGAAGAGAAGUUAUAGUAUGGGGUGAUUGUGUUAAGUUACGAUAUGGAAAAUGUAGAGAUGAUUCGCCAUGGUUAUGGGAUCAUAUGAAGAAUUAUACUACCCAACUUGCUAAGCUAUUUCAUGGAUUUAGAAUUGAUAAUUGUCAUUCUACUCCAAUUCAUGUUGCACAAUAUCUUCUGGAUGCGGCACGUCAGAUUCGUCCAAACUUAUAUAUAUUUGCGGAAUUAUUCACAGGUUCAGAAGAAAUGGAUAUCAAAUUUGUAAGCAGUAUUGGAAUAAAUUCACUUAUCAGAGAAGCUAUGCAAGCGUGGGAUUCACGUGAAUUAAGUCGUUUAGCUCACCGUCAUGGAGCAAAACCAAUUGGUUCUAUGGAUACUGAAUGUAUUACCAAUAUAUCUACUUGUAAAAGUCCAAAUGGAAAAUUAGACGUACCAUGUCUCGUUACACCUGUAUUUGGAUCAAAACCACAUGCACUUUUCAUGGAUUGUACUCAUGAUAAUGAAACCCCUCAUCAAAAACGUAUUGCAGAGGACACUUUAUCAAAUGGUGCCCUUGUAGCUAUGAGUGCCUGCGCUGUUGGUAGUGUUAAAGGUUAUGAUGAAGUUUAUCCGAAAAUUAUAGAUUUGGUAAAUGAAACAAGACCUUACUCAAUAUAUAAGAAACCAUUAGAUAUUGGUAUUGGAAGAGUUAAAAAGGUGUUGCAACAUUUACAUACUGAAAUGGCUUUAGAUGGAUAUAAUGAAACUCAUGUGCAUCAUGAAAAUGAAUACAUUGUCGUUCAUAGAUGUCAUCCUCAUACGCAUAAAGGUUAUUUAUUAGUUGCACAUUGUGCAUUUUCUAAUUCAGUGAUAAAACAUGGUGAUUGGACUAAAGCAGAAUUGCUUUUUUCUACAUGUUUGGAUGUACGUCCUCAAGAAUUUACUCCAGACAAAAAUUAUCUUUAUGGACUUCCUGCUUCUCUUAAAUCACUUAAUACACCGAUUUUACGUGAAGAUACUGAUAAUCAUGGUCACUUUACCGAAGUUGUUUUACCAAAAGAAUUUCCUUUAGGUAGUGUUAUAUUAUUGAAAACAUCAGUAUCUAAGCAACAUAAUGGUUUGGAUGAAUUUUUGACAUCAGAUAUUGAAGAACCUUUUCAAGAAUUGGAUUUAGUUGAUUUAAAUAUUGUAUUAUAUCGAUGUGCUGGCGAAGAAAAUGAUGUUGUACCUGGUCAUAGUGUUUAUAAUAUUCCUGGAUAUGGAGAUCUUCCAUAUUGUGGUUUAGAAGGUUUUAUGUCGGUAUUAAGAAAUAUAAUGAGUCAUAAUAAUUUGGGACAUCCAUUUUGUUCUAAUUUACGUGAAGGUCAUUGGGCAUUAGAUUAUGUAGCAAAUCGACUUGAAAGUUAUUUAGAAAUCGCACCAAGACUUAAAAAGUUAAAUCAAUGGUAUAAAGAAAGGUUUGAUGCAAUUAAAACUGCACCAAGUUUCUUGAUACCUAAAUAUUUUGCACUUGUUAUUAAAACAACAUAUACAGCUGCUACUAAACGUGCAUUAGAACAAUUAUCACUUUUUGUACAAGAAGGUGGACCGUUUAUUCAAUCACUUGCAUUAUGUUCUAUACAGGUGUAUGGUACCGUGUUAUCUACUGGUCUUCAUCCUACAAAGACUGGUCCAUCAAUGGCUGCCGGAUUACCUCAUUUUACUUUUAAGCAUAUGAGAUGUUGGGGACGUGAUGUUUUUAUUUCAUUACGUGGUUUAUUUAUAACUACAGGAAAUUAUAAUGCAGCAAGAGAUCAUAUACUUGGAUUUGCUAGUGUACUUAAACAUGGGUUAAUUCCAAACUUAUUGGACGCUGCUCGUCGUCCAAGAUAUAACUGUCGUGAUGCUACAUGGUGGUUUCUUCAAUCUAUUCAAGAUUACUGUAACUUCUCAUCUGAAGGAUUAGAAUUUCUUAAGACAUCUGUUCUUCGAAGAUUUCCAAAGAAUGAUGAAUUUAUUGAAGCAGAUGAUCCUUUAGCUUAUAAAGAUGAAAGUACUAUAUUAGAGAUUAUGCAAGAAAUUUUGGAAAGACAUGCUAAAGGAAUUCAUUUUAAAGAAUGGAACGCAGGUCCCAAUUUGGAUCAUGCCAUGACAGAAAAAGGAUUUCAAAUUGAUAUUCAAGUAGAUUGGGAAACCGGAUUAUUAUUUGGUGGUAAUGAAUUUAAUUGUGGUACUUGGAUGGAUAAAAUGGGCGAAUCUGAAAAAGCCGGUAAUAAAGGAAUACCUGCAACGCCUAGAGAUGGUGCUGCCGUUGAGAUAACUGGAUUGUUGAAAUCUACUUUGAGAUGGAUUACUGAAUUGAAUCGACAAGGUUAUUAUCCUUGGAAAGGAGUGGAAUUACAAGAUCAAUCCAAGAAAUUUGUCACAUUUGCCGAAUGGAAUGAUUUAAUCCAAAAGUCAUUUGAAAAAUGUUUUUACAUUCCCAUUGAUCCUGCCGAUGAUUCAAAGUAUAAAUUGAACACAAAAUUGAUAAACCGUAGAGGAAUAUAUAAAGAUUUAUAUAAGGCUUCAAAAGAAUAUGAAGAUUAUCAAUUACGACCAAAUUUCCCUAUCGCUCUUGUAGUGCACCAUGCAUUACAAGCCUUGAAUAUUGCACGUGAAGUGCUUGCUGGUCCAUUGGGCAUGCGUACAUUGGAUCCUAAAGAUUGGGCAUAUCGUGGGUUCUAUGAUAACAAUAAUGAUGGUGACGAUAAAUCAAUUGCUAAAGGAUGGAAUUAUCAUCAGGGACCUGAGUGGUUAUGGUGUACCGGAUAUUUCCUUCGUGCUUACCUAUACUUUGACAUUCGAGUUGGAAAAGGAAAAGAAAGUCCACAUGAAACAAUUCAUGAUAUAACGCAACAUCUUUUACCACAUCGUAAAAUAAUUGAAACAACUCCAUUUGCCGGAUUACCUGAACUUACUAAUGCAAAUGGAGCAGAAUGCCAUCAUUCAUGUCCUACACAAGCAUGGUCUUCCGCUACUUUAUUAGAUUUAUUUGAUGAUAUAAAGAAGCUUGAAAAAACUAUAAUAUAG